Messenger RNA from Pararge aegeria (speckled wood butterfly), 666 nucleotides. RefSeq names its product prothoracicotropic hormone-like (gene PTTH). The record is from RefSeq and is a predicted model, not a curated record. NCBI's taxonomy places the organism in Eukaryota, Metazoa, Arthropoda, Insecta, Lepidoptera, Nymphalidae. The transcript has 5 exons. Bases 1 to 666 code for a protein of 221 amino acids.
AUGAGCUUCGAGAUAAAGUUACUUGUCCUGUCAACAUGCACAGCGGCGCUGGUAAUGCAAUUACAGAUCGCUCCGAUUCUCGCUUUCAAAAAGACGUCAGAUGUGAACGAGUUUACGGUUGAGAAUCAAAGGACGCGUCAGAACUACUUCUUACAGAGUGCUUUGAAUAACGACAUGGAAAGAAACAAAAUCGGAGUAACAUACAAUGAGCCACUCAAUCCCAACUCGGAUCCUGAAAAACUACCUGCACUUAUAGUGGACUAUGCUAACAUGAUAAGAAACGACAUUAUACUGAUGGAUAAUUCUGUUGAAACGCGCACUAGGAAAAGAGGGAAUGUCGUCAAGAAAUACGAUCAACCUGGAUCUAUAAACGAUGUGCCGUGCAUUUGCGAGUCAGAAGAGAAAGAAGCUAUUGUGCUGGGUUAUGAUUAUUUUCCUCACUCUAUUGAGACCAGAAAAUGCAACGCCACUCUCUGUCCUAAUCCAUACAAAUGUAUUCCGCGGUAUCAUAAUAUAACGGUAUUGAAAAGAUAUAGGCGCGUCACUGAUACUGAUGAUCAGUCAGAGGUGUACGUACCGGAUGACAUCGCAAAGCACUGGGUAGCUAUAAAAAAACCCGUCAUCGUUGGAUGUUUUUGCUCGAAAAAUUAUAAUGACAGAAGUUAA